CUUGCAUUCUACCAGCAAGCUUUGAAUUUAUCCUCCAAGAAGAGCCUCACGUCCAUGAUUUCCUCGAGUUCAUAACCUCUCGUUCCAGAUACCCAUUUCCUCCGUCCUGUCUCUCACUCCACGUCCGCCAUGUCUCACUCCCUCCCACCCAACGUUCACGUCUCAACACACCCAUGUCUCCAAGCCAAGCUCUCUCAACUGCGAGCCAGCACAACCAACGCCCGAGAAACAAAAGCUCUAGUCCACGAGAUAUCAUUCAUAGUCGGCUGCGAAGCCACCGCCGCCGGCCUCUCAGCCGUAAAAGGGCCAGCCGCCAAAACUGCCCUAGGCUACGAAUACACAACAACGACCAUCUCACCCUCGACAAUCUCCCUCGUGCCAAUCCUCAGAUCCGGGCUCGGCAUGCUCGACGCCAUCCAAACCCUCCUCCCACACGCCGUCCCAGUCCAUCACCUCGGACUCUUCCGCGAACCAGUAACACUUGAACCCGUGGAAUAUUACAACAACCUACCCUACCACAUCCCCGCGCCGUCUUCGCCGUCGAAUAGCCACAACACCUCCGCGUCCGAAUUAGCCAUCUUACUCGAUCCCGUUAUAGCGACGGGAGGAACGAGUGCGGCCGCAAUUCAAACACUGAAGGAGUGGGGCGUUAAAAGGGUUAUCGUGAUUGCGGUUUUGGGAGCUGUGCCUGGUAUGUUGAGAGCGGCGAAGGAAUGGGAGGAGGGUGUGGAGAUUUGGGUUGCGGGUGUGGAUGAGGAUUGUAAUGAGAGGGGGAUGAUUAGACCUGGUCUUGGGGAUGUGGGGGAUAGGUUGUUUUUGACGAUUGGGAAGUGAGAGGAAAGGAGAGAGGGUAGGUCUUUGAAUUGAAUCAUGGUUACUGGUGUUUUGUGGCUUUAUUGGGAGGAUACCAGGUUAGAUGCUAGCUUUUUGGUAAGAGCAAUGCUCAAUAAGAAGAAUGUCAGUCAAGACAAUUUGAGUAAACCUUG
This is a messenger RNA of Mollisia scopiformis, 986 nucleotides long. RefSeq names its product PRTase-like protein. The record is from RefSeq and is a predicted model, not a curated record. The transcript has 2 exons. Bases 130 to 834 code for a protein of 234 amino acids. NCBI's taxonomy places the organism in Eukaryota, Fungi, Ascomycota, Leotiomycetes, Helotiales, Mollisiaceae.